Gryllus bimaculatus (two-spotted cricket) is the source of this 528-nucleotide messenger RNA. The record is from the annotation of a GenBank genome assembly. Lineage: Eukaryota; Metazoa; Arthropoda; Insecta; Orthoptera; Gryllidae.
AUGUUUAACGCGCGAGGAACUUGUCGCAGGUCGCUGACGGAGCGGGGCGAGCUGUGCCGGCGCGCCGCGGGGCUGGGGCCGAGCCCCGUCGCGGGGGCGGGCAGCGCGGUAGCCGCCGCCGCCGCCGCCGCCUCCGCCACCGCCGCCGCCGCCGCCAACGCCGCCGCCGCCGGCGCGUCGUCGCUGGCUGCUGACCGUCUCCGCCGCCGCCGCGCUGUUGCCGUAGCCGCCACUCUUCUGCUGUGUUCAAAGGCGUCCGCGCCUCGCUGCACGAGCUUACUAUGUACUACUUCUCCGGUCGCCGCCGCCGCCGCCGCCGCCACCGCCUUCGCACUCGCGCACUUGCAGUCACCGCCGCCGUCACCGCCGUCCGUCCCCCGCCGCACCGCCGCCGCGCUCGCUGUUUCGCAUCAUCACUCGCCGCCACCGCCGACGUCAGAGAGAAUGUCCUUCCUCUCGUGUGACGUCACGCCUGGUUCCCGGAGUUUGUUAAAGCUCGCUUUACACGAUCCGAAAAAAUAUACAUAA